UUUACCCUUUUUGGAAUUCUGUUUCUGAUUUUGAGGCCUUGGUGGUCACGUCAUUUUUUUGCGUGAGUCUAGUCUCUUUGAAAGAGCGCUACGUAGCCUACUCAACCCGAAGGCGUAACUACUGCUGCUGGAGCUACCACCGCUAGUUUCGAUCGGAUUGUCUCAACAGCGCACGCUGAACAACGCACUAAAAUACAAUGGACGGCAGGAGCUACGGAUCUGGUUACUCCAGUUGGGGAGGUGGUGGGUCAGGCAGCAGAGGUUCUGGUAGCUUUGACCUGUACGGGGGAGGUUAUAAAGACUCAAUGUCUGGGCUUGGGGGCUAUGGAGGAGGAGGCCACAUGAAGAGAGGCUUCUCAGGCACAUCCCUGCUAUCAUCCACAGGCACACAUGCAGAUGCAGUAAUUGCCAAGAUUAACCAGCGUCUGGACAUGCUCACUCAGUUGGAGGGGGGGAUGAAAGGAACUCGAGGUGACAGGUAUGACCACUACGAGUCAUUCGACUCGCGCGCCUCCGCGCUCACCUCCUCCCGAGAUCUCUACAGAUCUGGCGGCGGUAGCUAUGGUUAUGGCGAUGGCCGUGAUGACAACAUGCUGUUGAGUCAGCGAGGAGGCUCGGGCUUCGGAGGGGGAAUUGGGCUAGGGGGAGGAGGAGGCUUUGACAGCCCCUCCUCUUCCUAUGGAGUCGCUAAAAUGCGACAGAAUAUGAGGGAGUCCUUCAACAGUGGCCAGGGAGGAGGCUCUGGAGGUGCAGGAUGGCCUGGAGCAGGCCGACGUUCCCCCAGAAGGGGUGGAAGUGCCGGGGGUCGAGGAGCUGGAGGAGGGUUUGGAAGCCGCAGGUCUGACCCCACUCCAUUAGGAGGUGGGCGGGGAAGUGGCAGUGGUGGCCAGGGCCACCGCGGCCACUCUCCAGGAGGUGGUAGAGGCAAGCUCCCAUCCCUCCUGUCCAACCGCAUGUACCCUGAGAGUGGGGGCUUCCAUCAGGGUUCCACUCAAGGGCCUCACGACUUUCCUGGGAGGCAUUUUGGAGGGGGCCCACGGGCUGGCCGGCAGCGAGGCCGAAAGAGACCCCUCAACAAACAGGUGAAGCCACAACGUGACGUCCAGAAGAAGAGAAAGCAGACUCUUACUGCAGCUGAUGAGCCAGAGUCAAAGAUGAACAAGACUGAGAGUUCUGAGUCAGAAGCUACCCAAGAGCAAGCAGAGAAAUAUGGGGACGACAGUACACCAAAAACUGCAGAUCCAGAGACAAACCCAACUGCAGAUGGAGAUAAAGCUUCACCCAAACAGGAGGAGAAGAAAAGUCCACAGGGCAAACAGACUCCGACCCAAAGUCAGGACAAGCACCCAAAAAUGAGGAAGAGGAGGGGCUUCCUGGAAAGGGUGAUGUUUGCCUGCUCUGUGUGCAAGUUCCGUUCGUUCUACAAGGAGGAAAUGGAAGCUCAUCUUGACAGCCGCUUUCACAAGGACCACUUUAAGUUCCUUUCCAGCCAACUGUCCAAGCCCACUACAGAGUUCCUACAGGAGUAUUUGCAGAACAAGUUUCAGAAGACAGAUUAUAGGGUUAGCCAGUUGGAAAACCACAGUGCUGCCAUCUGCCAGGUGUACAAAGAGCAGGACCUCACCAGGGAUCUCGGUAUGGAACACUUCAUGAGGAAGGUGGAAGCCGCUCACUGUGCAGCAUGUGACCUUUUCAUUCCAAUGCAGCCACACCUGAUACAGAAACACAUCAAGUCACCUGACCAUAACUACAACCGGAAGGGUAUGAUGGAGCAGUCCAAAAGGGCCAGUCUGUCAGUUGCUCGUAGCAUCCUCAAUCACAAAGUCAUUGGCAAAAAGCUGGAGAGCUACCUCAAGGGUGAAAACCCGUUCACUGGUAACCAAGACGACCACGAUCCGGAAGACUCGAUGGUAAUGGACGUGUCUGAGAUGGAGUUAACAAACAACACAGCAGACAACCAGACAGAGGCAGGACCAGUCAAGGACGAGCCAGUGGCUGAGGAGGGGACGGACCAAAAGGCCGUCGAGGGGGGGGAAGCAGCAACAACAGCAGCAGCAGCAACAGCAGCAGCAGCAG
Messenger RNA from Etheostoma spectabile (orangethroat darter), 2076 nucleotides. It is a transcript of the gene akap8l, whose product is annotated as A kinase (PRKA) anchor protein 8-like. The record is from RefSeq and is a predicted model, not a curated record. Gene Ontology annotation, molecular function: DNA binding. NCBI's taxonomy places the organism in Eukaryota, Metazoa, Chordata, Actinopteri, Perciformes, Percidae. Gene Ontology annotation, cellular component: nucleus.